GCUUAAAAAAAAAUUCAAAAAAUUCGACGAGUAGCGUCUGUCAUUCAAGUAGAAAAUUAUGGCACCACAUUUCUGCUAGCAUCACACUAUACUGCCAUUAAACAAUGACUAAAAACACAUGCACACAAAAAUUGAGCUGCUCAGUGUUACUUUGCACUUGUAAUGUUGUACUCUAUUUGCAAACAGGGACAAUUAUGGCAAAUAACUCUGUUGGAUGAAAUGUUUUUAUUUCUUUCUUCUGCAGGAUGACAAUAACAUCUGUGACCUCGGGCGGCGUUGCUGAAUUUGUUGAACAAUACCAGAAUCUUCCUCAGUAUACAGUAUAAACUAAUAGAGAGAAAAACUGAAUGUGCUUUUACUCCCUGAAAAAUCGUUUUCCCGCACCAAGGACAACGACACACCACCCACAGUGAACACAAAGACUAAGUUCAAGCGGUUUGACUUCAGGACACAAGUAUGAACAUCAGAACUUCACAGGACCAAUAUUAAAAGGUCAACAGAGAGUGGCGCUAAUAAAAGUGUCGCUAACAGUUUCAAUACAAAUGCCUUUUAAUCUCAACUAACCUGACCGUCGUCUGCUGUGUUCACGGUACUCAUGCAGUACAAUGCCCUUUCUGCAGGAAGUUGCCAUAAAAGGAUUCAAAAUGGACGGCAAUGAUCUAGCAGUUCCAGCAUUCAAACUGACGGCCAUGUGCUCCAGAGAACAGAUUCAUCUGAGGACGGCCUCAUGUACUGUGUCAACUCCACUGCGCUGAAGUUGUGUGUUUGGCAGAUCCUCAAGUUUGCUCAGCUGACAGAUGAGGGUCCAGAAGGUGGCUAACAGGAUGAGGCCGGGUGGCCACGUGCCCCCUCAGGGAUUACAAGCAGUGAGAAAAAGUCCAUGCAGUUGUCGCUGUUGUCUGCGGGGAUUCAACAGGAGCUCUGCUGCUGCUGAGAGAGAAUGUAGAACCUUGGACAUCCUGCUUUGGUGCAAUCUCUUAAUGCACUCCAGGAAAGAAGAUUUUAUUUUUUCAGCUUCCAAAUGACAACUUGAGGCUUUUGAACCACAUGAGUCGGCCAAUCAUGCUUUUAAAGUCGGGACUGUUCUUCACUUUGUGUCUGUUCACCUUUCACGCAAGUCAAAGUGAAGACCUUCAGGACCACGGUUUUCCAGGACUCAGGGAUGUGAAGUACAGACACUUUCUGGGUUCAAAUAGACCCAGCAUCCACCAUAGAGUAUGGCAUGGCAGACACCGGGUGAAGAGGUCAGAACUGUUCACUACAGGGGUCAAAGUCUGUCCCCAGGAGACGAUGAAAACAGUCAUCAGCAGUCAUCGAGUCUACUACAAACUCAGAGUGUGUCAGGAAGCCAUCUGGGAAGCAUUUCGGAUUUUCUUGGACAGGGUCCCAAACUCGGAAGAGUACAGAGCGUGGGUUUACACCUGCCAGACAGAGAACCUUUGCAUGGACGACCUGGCUCAGAACUUCAGCAGUUCUCAGGAGCAUCUGGACAUGGUGGCCAGAAGAGUAGCUGAGCAGGGUGGAAGUGAAGGAGAUGUCACUGGAAUACCAGAGCGAGGACGAGAAUGUACCUGGACACCCGCGCCAAUCCUUUUACCAACCGAGGCAUAUGAAAGCACACAGCACCCCAACGUGAUCAGUGAGAAUUAUCAGAAGUAUGUCGUUGAAUUUAGCAUCACAGUAGUGGAUCCUACAUACAGUGAGCUCCUGAGGGAUCCUGAGGAUCCACAGUACAGUGAUGUCACACAAAAGUUGACAGACAAGAUGGUUCAAGCAUUUGAAAAAGUACCAGGAUUUAAAGAGAUUCAUGUCGUGGGAUUUAGCCCAGAGGACGUGUCUCUGCGAUAUGCUGUGGUCUUUAAUGGAGAAACGGAGCUCAGUGAUGAUCCUCAGGGUCUGGAGGAGCCAGAGGCACAGACAGGCCAGGAUGUUAAUGCUCCGAAACUGAAGAAAAUCAUAGUUAAGGCCCUGAAACAGGAGCCAUCACUGCAGCUGGACAUGCAGACACUGAGCUUUGAGACUGUAACCACAGUUCAUCCAGCAAUGGAGAUUGGUGAAAACUCUUUGGAGAGUGUUCUUUAUGAGGAUGAUGCAACAGAAGCCCUAACUGAGGACAGCUCCCCCAUCUACAAUUUCCUUCCCACAGUGGCAGUGAUUGAUAACUUUCUGGAAGCUUCCGUACUCCUUCCAGAGACACACACAUUUGUGCCUUUCUUUCCAAACAUCCUCCAUGACGCCACGACUGCUGUUACCCCUUUGAUGGCAGCAGAAGAGGUGGAGUUGAUAGAAGAAUCACAAGUGGAGAACGCACCUCCACCAGAGGGAGUCGAGGAGGGUGAAGACGGUCGAGAAGAAGAGGAAGCAGAGGGUGAUAAGUCCAGUGAGGAAAAUUCUGAGGAGCACAGCGAGGAUGCUCCCAGGACAGACCCCGGAGAAACCAACAAAGCGGAGGAAGUUGGCCUUGUGGUACCACCGCCUGCAGAUCCUCCUGCAACAGAGACAUCCAUUCCUGAAACUACGGUCCCUGGCUCCUUGCCGUCAUCUGAUGGGGAUUUAGUCCAAAGGAAUGAUCCAGAAACAGAUGUGGAGCCUGCGGCCUCUCCUGCACAGGGCGAUCCUGUCCCUGUGGACCAAGCCCCGAACAAUGGAGGGCACAGUGGAACAACCCCAGACCCAAAGGACCUGCCUGCUGAGAACAUUCAAGAGGAUGUCGCAAUGAGUCAUGACAGAACAGAAGCAGAGGUGACUGAAGCCCUGGAGGAAUCUAGUAGCAGUGGAUUCCCCUUAGAGUUCGAUGAACGUCCGUACGAGUCCACGGCUGCUCCCUCCAUGAGACGGGCCAACACUCCUCUGACGACUGCUGUGGACAGGAGCAAAGAGAUGGUGGUGUUUUUCAGCUUGAGGGUCACUAACAUGAUGUUUUCUGAUGACCUGUUCAACAAGAGUUCACCGGAAUAUAAAUCCCUGGAGAAUACCUUCCUUGAACUGCUUCUACCUUAUCUCGAGUCCAAUUUGACGGGAUUUAAACAGCUGGAGAUUCUUAACUUCAGGAAUGGCAGCGUUGUGGUAAACAGCAGGAUGAAGCUGGACAAGCCGGUACCUUACAACGUGACCCAGGCCGUGCACUGUGUCCUGGAAGACUUCUGCAGCGCAGCGUCUAAACGGCUCGACAUUGAAAUAGACAGCCGCUCCUUGGAAGUGGAACCAGCUGACCACGGAGACCCCUGUAAGUUCCUGGCCUGCAACGAGUUUUCCCGCUGUGUGGUCAACACCUGGACAGACGAGGCGGAGUGCCUGUGUGACCCCGGCUACAGGACGGUGGACGGCCUGCCGUGCCAGAGCACGUGCGCGUUGCAGCCCGACUACUGUCUGAAUGGAGGCCUGUGUGAAAUAAUCCCCGGGCACGGAGCCACCUGCAGAUGUCCUGUGGGUAAAUACUGGCACUACCACGGCCCCCGCUGCUCCGAGGUGGUGUCGCUGCCACUCGACCCCUCGCUCAUCGUGACCUGCCUGGUUGGAAGCCUCUGUUUCGUUUGUGCCGUCAUCGGCACUUUGGUUUUCAUAAACAGGAAAUGUAUAAAGAACAAGAAGGCGGUGACUUUGGUGCACACUCUUGCUCCUUAUGCCUUUGAGAACACGUUGAGGGAGAACCCGGUGUUUGAGAACGACGACGGUGUCUUAACUCAGGUGUCCACACGUUCAGCUUCUUCUCAGUCCCAACGGUCUGAGCAAGAACAUUUGGCCUCCUUUGAGAAUAUUCACCUGAGUAUUGAGAUCCCCCGACAUCUCUACACAACAAGGUCGGAAAAAUUAGUCUCAGAAAUGGUGGACUUCCAUCAGUGCAUACCACACCAGACGUGGCAACUGCCAAACGAAUACAGGACCUGCUGUGUUUUCAGGACAGCAGAAAAUGAAGGAUUUGAGGUAUGACUUGUCCCACACCUCGGGUCAAACUUGACCAGUGGAGGAGUUUCUGAUGGAAUUGAACUACAUUGUUUGUUUCAAAGACUUU
Molecule: messenger RNA, 4012 nt
Organism: Cynoglossus semilaevis (tongue sole)
Lineage: Eukaryota; Metazoa; Chordata; Actinopteri; Pleuronectiformes; Cynoglossidae
Product: interphotoreceptor matrix proteoglycan 1-like
Exons: 23
Coding region: 1048-3930 (960 amino acids)
Biological process (GO): visual perception
Source: RefSeq, a predicted model, not a curated record